This is a messenger RNA of Bactrocera dorsalis (oriental fruit fly), 1341 nucleotides long. Its product is annotated as RNA-binding protein 12. The transcript has 2 exons. Bases 1 to 1047 code for a protein of 348 amino acids. Lineage: Eukaryota; Metazoa; Arthropoda; Insecta; Diptera; Tephritidae. The record is from RefSeq and is a predicted model, not a curated record.
AUGGUAAGUCUUAAAGAUUUUCUUUCCAAAUUACUUAUCUUUUACGCUCUGAUUGCUUUGAGUAUCGCCGAUGUCAGCCAUUUGAGAAGCGCUUACUUACCACCCUACCACAGUAAACCACAGCACAUUGCACCAAGUCAAGAACUUGCAGCGCCACCACAACCACAAGUGCAACAUGAUGAAGUGCCACAGGCCCAACCGGAUGUUAAUUUACUUGACGAGUCGGCCAAUGCUAACUCACAUGCUUUAAAAGAUGUCGAGCAAUCACUAGAUAAUGAGCCCGUUGCAACAACACAGCAAAGCUCCACAGAUGAUAAUGCCGCCAGUGAAUCUGCCAGCGAUCCAUUCUUCCAACCUAGUUUUGGUGGCUUUCCAGGUGCUGGAUUUCCAUCCAGCUUUGGUGGACCAACAUAUCCAGGACAAGGUUUUACCGGAGCAGGCUUUCCAGGACAGGGUUUCGCAGGACAAGGUUUUCCUGGACAAGGUUUCUCUGGACAAGGUUUCCCUGGACAAGGUUUCGCAGGACAAGGUUUUCCGGGACAAGCCUUUCCUGGUGCUAGCUUCGCAGGACAAAGUUUCCCGGGGCAAGGCUUUUCUGGACAAGGUUUCACUGGACAAGGCUUUCCAGGUGCUGGAUUCUCUGGGCAAGGUAUCCCGGGACAAGGAUUUCCGGGUGCAGGUUUCUCAGGGCAGGGCUUUUCGGGAGCUGCCUUCCCUGGCCAAGGUUUCUCAGGCCAGGGUUUCCCAGGACAGGGAUUCCCGGGAGCUGGCUUUCCUGGUCAGGGUUUCUCUGGCCAAGGCUUUCCAGGACAGGGCUUUGCGGGCGCUGGAUUUCCCGGCGCAGGCUUCUCCGGUCAAGGCUUCCCAUCACAAGCAGGCGGUUUUCCAGGCUUACCUUACCAAACAGCUUCACAGCAACAGUCCGGCGGCGAUUUCAAAACACCACAACCCAUAGACGGUCUCAACACUCGUGUGCUGACAACGCGCAUAGCCAGCGAUACAGUUUAUGGCGCAAACGGUGGUUAUGUCUACGACAAGCCCAAAUAAUUUUUUUCUAUUCUCUUUUUGGAAUAUACUUUAAGAUGAUUUUAUGUGUUUUUUAUUGCUUUCUUCUUCUUCCACGGAUUUAAUGCUAAUUUUUCCAUAGUUUGAGACUGGAUCGUGCUGAAUCAAUUAGCAUUUUAUCACUCGGCCGACGAAACAAUGCGAAAGUGUAACACUUAGACUUAUGUAAAACAUUUCUAUUUCAUAUUGCUGCUGAAUAAAUUAUUUAUUUAAUGAAUAUUAAUAUUCGUAAGAGUGUGAGUACAUCAUUAAUAAAUCAAGCAAGUUGCGUGAUGU